GAUGUACAUUUAAUAUCAUAUGAUGGUUAUGAUAUGAAUGUACGGUUCACGAUAAACAGGCAUGAAAAAAUUGCAUAAUAUUUUAGAGAUCACAUCAAACACUGUCUAAAGUAAAUUUAUAAUUUUCUGAGUUUUUAACAUUCUCAAGUGAUGCCAAAAGAGAAGUUGUUUUCAACUUUUUUAACAGUGUCUUUGCUGGUAUCGGUUUGUGUGGGACAAAAUGUUUUGAAUAAAGAAGAUUGCGAGGGUGAAGCUGACGUCGUAUUUUUGGUUGACGCAUCGUCAUCUACUACGCCUAGCGAUUUUUACAACUCGUUGAAUUUUGUAAGAGACAUCGUGAACAACUGGUUGUAUGUUUCUCCUGAUUCCACCCAUGUCGGGCUGUCAACGAUCAGCUCUACAGGGAAGUCUGAAAUAUUUUUGACUGACUACACUGAUUCUAAUUUUUUGAGUUCAGCUAUUAUCGGUAAGCCGGUGUUUCGAGGGGGGAUUGGAAACUUGAAAAGUUCCCUUCAGUUGGUAUCAGACGAAGUUCUCAGGACCAAUAAUGGAAUGCGCUCAUGGGUAGCAAAAGUCAUAAUCCUUGUUGUUUCAGAUACUUUGAUUCUGCAGAAUGACUAUUUUAGAAGUGAUCUCAACCGACUAGCGUUGGAUCUCAGAAGUUCAGGCAUAAUGAUCUUAGCAAUGGUGUAUGGAAAUUCACAAGACCAACUAAAAGUCAAUUCAUUGCUGGAUGAAAUUCUACCGUACCCAACAAGCAAUUACAAAUAUUUUUUCAGAAAUGGCUCGUUUGCUGGACCUGAUAUGAUGGGCUCCAUACAGCAACUCUGCAAAGAAAUCCCUGCUUGCUCAGGGCAAGCGGAUAUUGUAUUUCUAAUGGAUUCAACUGGAACAAUUUAUCCUUCGGAUUGGGAGGCCGAUGUAAAGUUCGUCAGCUCUGUGGUUGAAAACAUGUACAUCAGCUCGCAAGCCGUGCGUGUCAGUGUUGUCAGAUUCAACAUCGAACCUACGAGAUUUUUUUGUUUGAAUAAUUACAACAAUAGGUAUGAAAUAGUUGAGAAAGUCAACAAAGAUGUGGUUUAUAACAACGGAGGAGGAACUAACACGGCACUUGCUCUUCAAUUUGUUGUGGAGCAGGUGUUCACAGCAUCGUGUGGAUCGAGACCAGACGUACCAAAAAUUGUUAUUAUUAUUACCGACGGGACAUCCAACAUUGACCAGGUAAAAACCAUCCCAACAGCCAAAAUGUUAAAAGACAAAGGAAUUCAAAUAUUUGCGAUUGGUGUAGGAGACAUUGACGAAGCGGGAAGGAAUGAGUUAAUCGGCAUUGCAUCUAGUCCGCCAAGUUCAUAUUUUUUUAAGGUUAAUGAAUUCGCAGACUUGAAGUUCCUCAAAAAUACUUUAGUAAAGAGAACGUGCAAACUGCCACCAUCGAGUUGUAGCAGUUUGUUGGAUCUCAUAUUUAUUUUGGAUACUUCGGGAAGUAUAUUUCUUAAUGAUUACAACAAGGAAAAGUUGUUCAUCAUCGAUCUUAUCCGAAAAAUGGAUGUAGAACUAGGUUUUACAAAAAUUGGUUUUAUGACUUUUGACACACAGCCGAAUGAAAUCUUCUCUUUAAGAACGUCAAGUAACACACAGGAUUUAAUAAAUCUUGUUCAGUCCGCUCCUUAUACUGGAGGUGUCACAAAUACUAAUCUAGCGCUCAAAUUCUUGAGAGAAACAGCAUUCUCUGAAGAAAGAGGUGCGAGAAGGGGUGUCGCAAAAGUGGCUCUUUUAAUGACUGACGGAGCUGCAAAUAAUUUUACUGCAGCAACGCAAGAGGCUGUAUUGACGAGAAAUGCCGGUAUUGACAUAAUUUCUUUAGGCAUAGGAAGUAUGAUUAACAAAAACGAGCUGCAAACAAUGUCUUCCUAUCCGAGUGAGAAGAACACCAUUUUUGUUGAAUAUUAUGACCUUCUGACAACUGCAUCUGAUCCGCUGCUUAAACUCAUUUGCAAUCAGAUCGACAAUUGUUUGAGUAAUCCGUGUCUUAAUGGAGGUACAUGUCAGAGUGGUCUGAACAAUUUCUACUGCAAAUGCCCGGGUAACUUCACUGGCCCUAAAUGCGAAAAAAGAUGUACGAACUACGUGGACCUCGUUGUGGCACUGGACUGCUCAUCGAGCCUUCUUUAUUCCGAUUACAUUCAGGCCCAACUUUUUACGCGCAAUCUCAUCAUCAGUCUCAACUUGAAUGUAGGCAGUCGCGUUGGAGCUCUCAUAUUUUCCGACAAAGCUGAAAUUCAAUUUCAGCUGAAAACUUACACUGACACGAAAUCUGCUCUCAAUGCGGUCAACUUUCGAUUCGUUGAAGGCUCUACGAACACCGCAGAAGCAAUCAGAGUAGCCAGAAUGGAAAUGUUCCAACCGUACAAUGGGGAUCGACUCAAUGCACCUAAUGUUUUACUGCUUAUAACCGAUGGCCAGUCAAAUGUGCAGAACAGAACGUUGGAUGAAACGAGACUGGCCAUGAACGCCGGCAUCACAAUAUUGACCAUCGGCAUUGGAUCGUACGUUAAUGUCGACGAACUUUCAAGAAUCACCAGCUUCCCAAUUUCGGCCAACAUGUUUGUCAUCAGAGAUUACUUCCAACUGACUGACAUUGUUACUCCCCUGUCUAAUGUUCUUUGCAGAGAUGUGGACGCGUGUGCAUCAAAUCCCUGUCAAAACCGUGGAACGUGUCGAAGUACCAUAAACAGUUUUUCCUGUGAUUGCCCCACUGGCUUCAUAGGAGACACGUGCAAUCUGCCUUGUGUCAACCAGAUUGACGUAGCUUUCCUUAUUGACGUGUCUCAAGACAUGCAGCCAGAGAUCUACAAAAAUUUGACGGAUUUCAUCAAAGGCUCUAUCAGGCAGAUGGAUGUUCAAAGCGGGAAAACGCGGGUUGCAAUUGUUGAAUAUGCAGAACAUGCUAAGGUGAUAAUUCCUCUGUCUUCCAGCACAACGAUAUACGAUUACAUGUUUCUCACCGAUCAGCUGAGUUUUGGAGUGGAAAAACGAAUGAUAUCCAGCGGUCUCAACCUUGCCAUCAACAAUGUCUUCACUGCCAGUAGCGGGGACAGAGCGGACGCCACGAACAUCGCAGUCAUCGUGACCAGAGGACUGCCUCACGCUUCUGAUACAGAUGUCAUGUCGGUUGCUGUGAAAGCUCACGUUGCUGGCAUUUCGACCAUCGUUGUUGUCGUUGGACCGGAUUUCAUUCUUGGAAGAAAUUAUCUGCAAAUGAGCAACUUGGCCAGCGAGCCGAUUGCUUACAAUUACUUUUCGGUCUUAACGUUUGGUCGCUUACCUGCGCAGGCCAGUCUCGUCUCUGCCUCCAUGUGCAACAACGUGUCAAUGUGCUCCUCUCAGACGUGUUUCAACGGCGGCAAAUGCGCGGAGGGAUUGAACACUUUCACAUGCUCGUGUUCCGGAACAUUCUCAGGCUCAAGAUGCGAAAAAACCUGCAACUCGCUGGACCUUGAUGUCGUCUUUCUGGCUGACGUCUCUGGUAGUUUGGAGUUGGGAGGUUUCGACAUAGCCACAUCAAUUAUGAAGCGCAUUACAGAGGGACUCAACUUCAGAUACGGUCGAACUCGUAUGGCUUACGUAACGUUUGCUAACGAUCCUACAACAGUUUUCAACUUCAACAAAUACCUUGGUGUUGAUAACAGUCAGAUUUUUGUCAGUGCCCUCAACAUUUACCAAGUUUUAGAGUGGACGAAUAUUGCAAAAGCUCUUCGACACGUGAACAGCAACGUGCUGAGACCUGAGGUUGGCCAUCGGAUGGGUGUUCGAACCGCUGUGGUUGUCAUCAGCGACUUCAAACCAACUGUCGAUAUUCUCGCCACUGCACCUGCUGCCAACGAACUGAAGGCAGCGGCUGAAAUAUUCGGCGUCGGCUUGUUAGAAACCCCUGACGAGGAAACGAUGAGGAUGGUAGCCAGCAGUCCCGAGUAUGAUUAUACGUACAAAGUCUCCUCUACGUCCUCCGUUGCCAGUGCCGCCGACAUGAUUUUGGAGAAGUUGUGCCAGUAGGCUAGAAUGGGAGGCCGAGUUUAUUAUUUUUUAUAUGUAAAUAGUUUCGUUUUGUUCAUUAGUCAAAAUUUGUGUAAAUUAUCAAAUAAAAUUGAUUAAACGUUAAAUAUUAUAAACAUUUUAGCUAAGUUGUUGUUUUCAAAUCGCUUCUUGUUAAUAUCGUUAUAGAAUACUGGCGACAUUAUUUGCCAAACUUUUAAUCAUAGCUAUAUGUUAUAAACAUGUUGCACAGCGUUUGCCUAAUUUUCCAAGUCUUGACAAUAAACAACAUUCUUGCAGAACUACAGCUGAUAUAUUUGUUUGGUUGGGAUUGAGGACCAUUUUUAUGUUAAUGAAUUGCAGUUCGUUGGCUGAUGUUAAAAACUGACGAUCGUUCCACCAUUGUCUUGUUUUGUUUAGAUGCAACAACGAUAUGAUCACGCUUGUUACGCAUGUUGUUAAAUUUUACUUUUGCUAAACAUAACGAGGUUUGAUUAUCGCUGGCGAUAUUUAUUUUUGUUGUCAUCAUUACAAAUUUAUUUCUGACAU
Helobdella robusta is the source of this 4581-nucleotide messenger RNA. RefSeq lists its product as hypothetical. Lineage: Eukaryota; Metazoa; Annelida; Clitellata; Rhynchobdellida; Glossiphoniidae. The transcript has 21 exons. The record is from RefSeq and is a predicted model, not a curated record. The coding region runs from base 151 to 4053 and encodes 1300 amino acids. Gene Ontology annotation, molecular function: calcium ion binding.